Messenger RNA from Gracilinanus agilis (Agile Gracile Mouse Opossum), 1077 nucleotides. It is a transcript of the gene FAM131B, whose product is annotated as family with sequence similarity 131 member B. The transcript is spliced from 7 exons. The coding region runs from base 1 to 1077 and encodes 358 amino acids. Lineage: Eukaryota; Metazoa; Chordata; Mammalia; Didelphimorphia; Didelphidae. The record is from RefSeq and is a predicted model, not a curated record.
AUGGGCUGCAUCGGCUCCAGGACUGUGGGGAAUGAGGUGAUUGCAGUGGAUUGGAAAGGUCUGAAGGAUGUUGACCAAAUCAACAUGGACAGCACCAGCUCCCUGCAUGGGAGUAGCAUCCACCGGCCAUCCACUGAGCAAACUCGAACAGAUUUCUCUUGGGAUGGCAUCAAUCUUUCCAUGGAGGACACAACCUCCAUCCUUCCCAAGCUUAAGCGGAACUCCAAUGCCUAUGGUAUUGGGGCCUUGGCCAAGUCAUCUUUCUCAGGGAUCUCACGCAGCAUGAAGGACCACGUCACAAAGCCUACAGCCAUGGGGCAAGGUCGAGUGGCCCACAUGAUCGAAUGGCAGGGCUGGGGAAAGGCUCCAGCUGCUCAACCACAGCACAGUCAUGAGUCUGUUCGAAGGGAUACAGAUGCCUACUCUGAUCUCAGUGAUGGCGAGAAGGAGGCUCGAUUCCUUGCAGGGGUUAUGGAACAAUUUGCUAUCUCUGAGGCCACACUCAUGGCUUGGUCUUCCAUGGAUGGUGAAGAUAUGAGUGUAAAUUCUACCCAGGAGCCACUGGGCUGCAACUACAGUGAUAACUACCAGGAGCUGAUGGAAAGUCAGGAUGCCCUAGCCCAGGCCCCUUUGGAUGGAUGGCCACAUUCCUAUGUAUCCCAAGGCAUGUAUUGCUUGGGCUCCUCCGAUGCCUGGGAGGCAAGUGACCAGUCUCUCAUAGCCUCCCCAGCCACUGGUUCCUACCUUGGUCCAGCCUUCAAUGACUCCCAGCCCAGUCUGCAUGAAGUAGGGCCUUCUCAAGCUCCACCUGGGCACUUAGCCCAGGGGCCCCAACCCUUACUGGGAGGAGACUCUGACUGGGCUCCAGGAGUGGGCGGAAUGGACCCAACAAGGGAUCUGCCUGAGAAGAGGCAAAUGCCUGCUGAGGAGGAGGAAGAUGCAGGAUGUCGAGAUUUGGAGUCCCUGUCUCCUCGAGAAGAGCCUGAGGCAUCUGCUGCUCUCAGUCGGAAAGUAUCAGACGUUACAUCCUCAGGGGUACAGUCCUUUGAUGAGGAGGAGGGAGAGGCCAACAAUUAG